UUCAAGGUCAGAAUUUUGAGUUUAUUCCAUUCGGGUCUGGAAGGCGGUCGUGUCCAGGGAUGACAUUGGCAUUGCAAGUGACACACUUGACCAUUGCAUCCUUGCUUCAAGGAUUCAACUUAGCUACACCUAAUGAUGGUCCGGUAGAUAUGACUGAAGGGUUAGGAAUUACAAUGCCUAAAGCAGCUCCACUUGAAGUCAAUCUCACUCCUCGCCUUCCUGCCGAUCUUUAUUGACCAAUAUGUAAUACCAAAGACAUGCUGCAAGUAUUUAUCCUUGGAAAUGGAAGUGAAAGGUGCUUAGCUAUCAUGCCCCAUCCAGCUUGCCUUGUUCAGGCUCCAAUGCUGUUGUCCCAAAAAUAAUCAAAGUUCUUCAUCUUG
Rubroshorea leprosula is the source of this 380-nucleotide messenger RNA. NCBI's taxonomy places the organism in Eukaryota, Viridiplantae, Streptophyta, Magnoliopsida, Malvales, Dipterocarpaceae. The record is from the annotation of a GenBank genome assembly.